This is a messenger RNA of Salvia miltiorrhiza (redroot sage), 1209 nucleotides long. RefSeq lists its product as uncharacterized. The record is from RefSeq and is a predicted model, not a curated record. NCBI's taxonomy places the organism in Eukaryota, Viridiplantae, Streptophyta, Magnoliopsida, Lamiales, Lamiaceae. The transcript has 7 exons. Bases 219 to 1016 code for a protein of 265 amino acids.
GGGGAUCGUGAAAUGCCCAUUUACAAAAUACAACCCAAAUGUUCUUCUCUUCACAAAAUACAACCAAGAUGACCCGGCCCGUUUCCACAGAGUCUUCCGAGUUGACUCACUCAUUUGUGAAUCGCCCUUUUUUUCAGGGUCGCCACUCCCCAACGCCAUAAAAACGAAAGGAGAAAACCAGAGAAAAUUCACAUUUUUCUUAUCAAUGAUAUUAGAGAAUGAAUAAAUCCGGCAGAAUAGCGGCGGCGAUCAAUUCGCAAGCCAACCCUUUUCAGCUCAGAGCUUGCCUUUUUCACAGCACUCCUGUUUCCGAGCGCAAAAGGCGCACCCAUUGGGAUCCCGUCAGCUUUGUUAGGGGUUCCCCAAAGAAAUUUAACCAGUAUCAGAGAAGGCUCAAGAAAAAGACUUUGUGGCGGGAUGUCCAUGAAUUUGCAGAGAACAUAUUUCAGAGCUGGGAUACGGAAAGGGAUAAGCACGAGCAACCAGGUCGAAGAAAUUCAUGGUUCCGACCAAAUUUCAGGGACAAUGAAUCUAAUAGGGGCAGGUCGAGAUAUAGAGCAUCACAAUUUAGGAGGCGUUUCGAGUUUUGUGAUGAUAAUGAUGAUGGUGGUGUUGAAUACGACAUGUUCCACUCCAUGUUUGGUGGAAAACGAUCCUUCUAUUGGUCCUCCACAAUAGAUGAUGAUGAACCACAUUUUUCGCGCUCAUCAGCUUACUCUAGCAACUAUAGGACUUCUAGUGGUCGAACAUAUCAGUUUGGUGAUGAAUACGAGGAAUAUUACACAUCUCAACAGUACGAGAGACCCGUAGAUGGGUUGAGGACCGACAGGCUUGCUCUGGGACUCAGUCCGGCUGGUCCAUUAAAAAUAGAUGAUGUUAAAAGCGCAUAUCGAGCUUGUGCAUUAAAAUGGCAUCCAGAUCGUCACCAGGGCUCUUCCAAGGUGGUUGCAGAAGAGAAAUUCAAGGUCUGCAGCGCAGCAUACCAGUCUUUAUGCGAUAAACUGGCGCUAAAUUAGGGGGAAAAAAUUAUUUUUUGUAGUAUUAUAUAUGGAGUCAUUGUCGUUAUAGGAUCUCACUAAUUAUGAUUAGCUUAAUUUUGUAUCGGUUAACAGGAGGAAUUUCUUUCAAGAAAGAAGCAUCACUUGCAAAUAUAGUACCAUUUUAGUUUGAUUUUGAUGGAAAUAAACCAUUUUAUUGGUUGUGUUAGAA